Messenger RNA from Argiope bruennichi, 2941 nucleotides. Its product is annotated as E3 ubiquitin-protein ligase RNF13-like. The record is from RefSeq and is a predicted model, not a curated record. The transcript is spliced from 11 exons. Gene Ontology annotation, cellular component: nucleoplasm; cytoplasm. Lineage: Eukaryota; Metazoa; Arthropoda; Arachnida; Araneae; Araneidae. Bases 223 to 1287 code for a protein of 354 amino acids.
ACAUGGUGAUAUUUAUUUACUAUCUAGUUUUGUCCUGUUAUUCCCGAAGAUGUCAAUAGUCCAAAUGUGGAGUGAUGUAAUUAAUAAUUUGAAUGCAGUGUGACCAUUAAUAUCGUCUAAAUGUGAAUAAUAGUUAUUUUAAAACUAUUCAGCUGUGUAGUUGGUGAAAGGACUUGGUCCUAUAAACUAUUCAAGAUUUUAUAGGUUGUUCUAUAGUUAAUUAUGUGGAAUUUUUAUGCUAUCAUCUUUUUGACUUUGGCUUCAUUUGGAAAUUCUGAUAUUCUUAUUUUUGAUGGGGGUGUAAUUGUUGAUGAAUUUGCAGAUGUUGAAUUGGAAUUUUCUAAGCCUGUUGGCAGAUAUGGUAUUGAGGGUGUUAUAGUAAGUGCUAAUCCGCUUGAUGCUUGCUCAGAGAUUUCAAAACCACCUAACUCAAAUUAUUCAGAAAACUGGAUUGUAUUGAUCGACGGCAGUUAUUGUGAUUAUCACACCAAGGUGAUGUAUGCUGAUUUAGCAGGGUAUUCUGCUGCUGUUAUUUAUAAUUACAGAACGAAGGAAGAAGUGAUUUAUGAUCAUCACUUAGAUGUGAUAUUCAACAUUUCUGCAGUAACAGUAAGAGCCAGUAGUGGCAUCAUGAUAAGAGAAAAUUACUUGUAUACAGUCGAUAAAAGAUUCAGAAUAUUCAUCUAUCCUAAUUAUAUGUCUGGCUUCACAACAUUCCUUCUUCUCUUUGUUAUUGUGAGUGGAAUCUUCAUUCUUAUUGUCCUUUCAAUUUUGGUUUCGGAUUGUGCUGGCACCCAGUCCUUUGUACUCAAAGCGUCUUGUAUUUACAGCGAGAUCGUUAAAUAUGUGCAGCAUUCUCAUUCCUAUCGUGAGGCUCGUCUGAGUUCGCAGCAUUUGCGACAACUCCAAGUUUCCACGUAUCAAAAAGGUGGCCCUUAUGAAACGUGUGCUAUAUGCUUAGAAGAUUACAAAAUGAAGGAUAAACUUAGAAUUUUACCCUGUGCUCAUGGGUAUCAUGUUAAAUGUAUUGAUCCUUGGCUUACAAAGAGUAAAAGAAUUUGUCCCAUUUGCAAGCAGAAAGUUGUUGUAAGUGGUGACCUUUCUAGAGAAGAUGCUGAAUCUGAUGUAGAAAGUAGAGCUGAAUCGACUCCUUUGCUUCGUAACGUCGAGCCUAUGCAGACCACUAGCUACCAAACAAUGCCUUCACCUCGAAGUGCCCAACCUAGCUGCAGUGUUGGAACCAUGACGCAAGAUAUUUCAGAUAGUAGCAGAGAAAAUUCUUUGUAAACAUAACUGAAUUUCAUGGGUAUGAUCGAAUUCAUGAGUUUUUCUCAAAUGUUUUUUUAGCAAUUUCUUAAUGAAUUAUACUGAAAAUAUCUUACAAAAAAACUAUUGUGCCAUUAUACUUCCUGGCAUUUUGUAUUAAUAUUGUUUUCUUCCAUUUUCUUGCUUUUUGUAGAUGUUUCAUGAGAAAUUUAUUAAUUUGCUUUUAACCUCGUGUGUUAAUGAAAAUUUUGUGAUCUUAAUCUUUAAUAGAAGUUGCCAGAGAAGCUUGUUACAUGAAAUUUGAGUGUGUCAUUUUUAUACAUAUUCUUUAUUUAAGUGAAUGAAAAAACUACUCAUAUGUAAUCAUUUCCUUUUUUAUUUUGUAUCAAUAAUGAUAUCUCACUUACAAUUAAUUGUUGCUUAUAUGAAAUGUAAAAUCCUUUUUUUCUGUGAGAAACUGUUUUAUGAGUUAUCAGAAUUAACUUCACAAAUAUUGUUUUAAUUUUUAAAGAAUAUCAACAAUGUAUAGAUUGCAUUUUUGAAGAUCUACUGAAAUAUGUGUAUAUUUUUAGUUGAAUGCAUGUUUUUAAAAAAUUUUAGCAGUUAUUUUAAAUUAUAAUGACUGAAAGUUGAUUGGAAUUUCAAGAUAUUGGUGAAUAUUUUAAAGAGUGUAAAUGAAAAAUACUGAUGAAGAAAAUAUUAUGCUUUCAAAAUACUAAUUAGUCAUGUCAUUUAUAAUCUGCUCUCAAAAUAUUAAUUACACACUUUUUUUAAUAUGUGGAUACAUUGUUCAAUUCUACAUAUUUAAACUGUAUCUUAUAGGUCCCAUGUUUUGUGUACAGACUUUACAGAAGACGGCUUGGGCCAAUUUGUUCCAAAAUCUCAUUUAGUUUUGGAUAUAACAAUUUUAUCGAAAUUUUCCAUGGUUGUUUUUGCAUUUAUAUAUUAACUGGUGCUCCAUUUAUGAUGAUACAUUUGCAAUAAAAUUAUGAAGUGUAGUCUGUUUUGAUAAAUUUAAGCAAAAUAUUACCUUUUUUGUGAUACCUUGACAGAUCUGCACUCAAAUACAUUCCUUUAUAGAUUAGUGUGGUUUAAAGUGUAAAGUGUAAGAUUUAAUCAGUAUUUUAAUCUUUUUUAAUCCUUUGAUGCAUUCCUGAACUGAUCAAAAUUUUGUAUGAUCAAAAUCUAUUUGUAUGCAUGUUAUCAUUGUUAAUAUUUUAAAAAACAUUUGGAAAUGCACAUAUGGUUGUUCAAUUAAAUGAAGAUUAUUUGUAUUAGAAAUUCUUCAUGAAACUUCCUCUUUAUGCCAAAAGAAUAUAAAUGUAUGCUGUAGUGUUAAAAUGCUUAAAGAUGUUGAAUGUAAACAUCAUCGACAGUUUAGAGCAGAAACGUAACUGAUUAUUAUCACAUAUUACUAUAAAGCUAUUUAAAGAAUAAAAAUUAUUUCUUAAAUAAAAAAUACAAUUUUAACAAAACUCUUUAGAAGUUGAAAUCAUUGACAAUACACUUUAAAGUAAAUUCACUUGAGACUAAAUUUUAAAUGGUAGUUGUCUGAUUUAAGUGAAAGUAUGAGUUUCUGCUCUAAGCUAACUGUAUAUUUUUGUAGGAAUUAAAGAACCAAUCACUUUUUGUAUAUAUUCAAUGUGACCAAUACAAUAAAAUUUAAUUUUUUUUA